AUGGUUUUCUUCUCCCGUUCCUCCUUAGGAGAGAAAGGAGGUCUGGUCUCGGUUGGGUAUGGAGACGACGACUUCACCCGCUUGGAUGGGGAUGAGGAUGGGUACGAAGAAGAGGAUGAUGAGAACAGCAGGCAGUCAGAAGAUGACGAUUCAGAGACUGAAAAACCUGAGGCUGGUGACCUAAAGGAAUUUUCAGAACUGGAGAAAAGAGAUCCUCAGGAGCUAGUUGCUUCUUUUUCAGAGAGAGUGCGGAACAUGUCUCCAGAUGAGAUCAAAAUCCCCCCUGAGCCUCCUGGCAGAUGUUCUAACCACUUGCAGGAUAAAAUUCAAAAGCUAUAUGAGAGGAAAAUAAAAGAGGGCAUGGAUAUGAACUACAUCAUUCAGAGGAAAAAGGAAUUCCGUAACCCCAGCAUCUACGAAAAGCUGAUCCAGUUUUGUUCAAUCGAUGAACUCGGUACAAAUUACCCAAAGGACAUGUUUGAUCCUCAUGGCUGGUCAGAGGAUUCAUAUUAUGAGGCACUAGCUAAAGCCCAGAAGAUUGAAAUGGAUAAACUGGAGAAGGCCAAGAAGGAACGCACAAAGAUUGAAUUUGUGACUGGCACCAAAAAGGGUACAACAACAAGUGCCACUUCUACAACAACCACAACAGCCAGUACCACUGUGGGAGAUGCCCAGAAGAGGAAGAGCAAGUGGGACUCGGCCAUCCCUGUAACGACGAUUGCUCAGCCCACCAUCCUCACCACUACUGCAACGCUGCCAGGCGUCGUCACAGUGACAACCAGCGCGAGCGGAUCCAAAACGACGGUUAUAUCAGCUGUUGGCACCAUUGUGAAAAAGGCAAAGCAGUGA
Eurypyga helias (sunbittern) is the source of this 849-nucleotide messenger RNA. RefSeq names its product SAP30 binding protein (gene SAP30BP). Gene Ontology annotation, biological process: regulation of DNA-templated transcription. The transcript is spliced from 10 exons. The record is from RefSeq and is a predicted model, not a curated record. Lineage: Eukaryota; Metazoa; Chordata; Aves; Eurypygiformes; Eurypygidae. Gene Ontology annotation, cellular component: nucleus. The coding region runs from base 1 to 849 and encodes 282 amino acids.